UCAACCCCGACAGGAAGUCAGGGUCGGUGGGAAGAAACGCGGCGAUUUCAACAUGAGCUUCCCAAGCAUCCUGCGUCUGUUCCCGGGAGGAAAAUGGAAAUAUUUUCAGGUUUCAAUGUGUCCAUCUCUGUACCAACCUCUUCUGUCCUGCUGUCAGAGGAAACCCAUAGCAGCAGUGAAGAAAACAGACUUUGUUUCAGUCACGUCGGAGGAGAACUUAAAGGACACUGGAAAAAGUUUGGAAAGCCUCUACUCUUCUGAAGAGAAAUCAUCGAUUUUGCAGGUGCUCAACACAGCAUCUGUGAAUGAACUUGCCGCUUUCACAUUUCUUCGAGGAAGGAAGUCUGUCAACAUUGUAAAGCACAGGGAAAAGCAUGGGCCUUUCCAAGAUUUAGAGAGCUUAAUGGAAGUGCCCUUGUUUCAGUAUAAAACUACAGUGAAAGUGUGUGACUCGAUUCUACAGCCAGUAUUGGAAACUAAAAAAAAAAGGAAAAGAACACCAGAAAACUGGUCAUUAGGAAAGGUUAUCAAACCAAGAAUAGACAAAAAGAAGCUUAAGGCAGCUAAUAGUAUUGUGUCUAUUGUUUUUGGCAAAGAAAAAAUUGCGUGGACUCAUCUUGACAGCAAACUAAUGGUUCUUGGCUGGCAACAAGGAAAUAACUUUAAACUGAUGAAAGAAACCUCCGUGCCAUCUGCGUAUCUAGAAACAAUUUCUUCAGUAGUUUCGGAAAUCCCUGCAGCAGAUUUCUAUAUUUUGGAAAAAAGAACAUUUUCUCUUCAGCAGACGGCUUUGUUUUCAGUUGCAUUACACUUCCAUAUCGUGGAGGCCAUGCUGUAUUCCUUGUUAAACAAAACGUUUGCUCAAGAUGGCCACCAUCGGGUGUUGAGCAUGAGCCGGAACGUGGUAGGGAAACACUUUGAUUUGAUGCUUGGAAACAUGCGGACUAGCGGCAUGGCUGUGGUCCAGCAGUUUCUCUCAGACUCUACACUGAAAGCAGAAUCCCGGGUGUCCUUUCCACCUGAGAGUGUGGUACGCUACAGAAGCAUGAUGGAGACUGACGGAAGAGAAAGAAAGGAAGAAUUGUGGGAUUCCCUGCUGCAAGCAGUGGCUUUUUAUGAACUCUUGGUGUUCAGCCCUCAUUCAUAAAGCUUUUCCUGGGUGCAAGAUGGCACAGGGCAGAGGCUCUUAAACCUUCUCCUGCUCACAGCAUAGUGUAGUGGAGAGAGCACUGGACUUGGAGUCUGAAAUCUCUGAGUUCAAGUCCUGCUAUGUACGCUUUUUCUCCAUGUGAGCCUGGGCAAGUUACCUCAGCUUCCCUAUCUGUAAAACCAGGGGGCUGGACUCCAUGGCCUCUAAUUCUAAGCCCUUCUACCUCUAAAUCGAUGGCCUUCUCUCAGCACACUGGCCACUUAAGUUGGCAACAAGAAACAUUUCUGAACCCGGGCCUUAGGAUUCCCCUCCUCUCCCACCCAUCAGUCCUCCAUCGGCCUGUCACCCUCUUCUUUAUUUUUUCAGGACUGGAUGUAGAAGAGGUGCCUUUGCGUCCGCCUCUGUGGAAAGGGAUAACACCCAACUUGGAAGGCUUUGGGUGGAGGCAAGGGGUCUGCAAGCUGCCUGGCAGAAACUCAUGGCCCCCUGCUUUGAGAACCAGCAGAUAUGAUCUCUGUUCGAGCCCCAGUUCUCCCAGCUGGGUGAUCUUGAGCAGUUCAGAGUAACUUCAAUGGCCUCAGGUUAGGGCCAGGAUCUUGUCUAUGUUGAGAGAAGAAAAAGGCAUAUGAGGAUCUCCAGGCCUGCCCUGUCAGAUUGCAGCUCAGGGAACUGAGAUCUAGACAGCUGAGGUGACAUUUGAUACCAGGUCAUCCAAAUCUAGUACAUCUAGUCUUUUUUCCCCUAUUCCACACUGACCCCAGAAAACUGGCUCAUUUGUAAAAUGACAGUGGGUUGGACUCGAUCAUCUCUAAAGGCCUUUCCAGGAGUAACAUUAAGAUUCUCAAUUAUCAUCAACUCUUACUAGCAGCAUUUCUAAAAUUGUGCAACUUAAUCACCUUUUGAUUUUUCAUGUCAAAGCUUGGGAGAAUGUGAUAAGCUGAAACUGGGACUUUUAGAUAUCUGGAUGGCUUGUACUUUUGUAGCAAUCAGCUAAAAAAUGUCAUCAGUUUUUAGAAUGCCUGCUAGGAGGUCGGUGCUAGAGUUACUGAGGUGCCUGCCAGCUCUCCUCCCCCUCCUGCCCUCUCAGGUAAUGGUGCCAGAACAGUGAGAAACAGACCAUAUCACCAUCCCCCUUGAAAGCUGUGCCAUAGAUAUUACACUACAGUUUGGCAAAUGAAAUGUAUUCCCAUUUAAUGUUUGUGAUUCUCCAGGAAAUAUUGGAAUAAUAAAAGCUCUUUUACUCUAGCGA
Molecule: messenger RNA, 2399 nt
Organism: Trichosurus vulpecula (common brushtail)
Lineage: Eukaryota; Metazoa; Chordata; Mammalia; Diprotodontia; Phalangeridae
Gene: TEFM
Product: transcription elongation factor, mitochondrial
Exons: 4
Coding region: 53-1147 (364 amino acids)
Biological process (GO): mitochondrial transcription; transcription elongation by mitochondrial RNA polymerase
Cellular component (GO): mitochondrial nucleoid
Molecular function (GO): DNA polymerase processivity factor activity; nucleic acid binding
Source: RefSeq, a predicted model, not a curated record